UAAAACUGCAAUUUGCAUACGCGAUUGCUGUUUUCCGAUUUUCUUGCGUUUUAGCGAAUUGCUAAGUUUAAAUUAUGAAAAAUUCAUUAGGAUCCUUUAUAAACUAAGCUACCAUCAAAAUAUUUAUUUAUUAAUACUUUAGUAUUUUAUGUGUAAUUUAUAUAGCUUGGAAAAAAUGUAAUUGAUACUGUAUAAUUAGUAAUUUUGUAAAAUAGCUGAAUAUUAUGUUUCAUUGUCAUGGAAAACAGUAGUAAGUGAUUAGAACUAUGUUGCUGUAGUCCACCAGCGAAAAUGAAUUUGAUGCGCAAAUUGCGUGGGUCGUCCGCCUCAACAUCGGCGGAGCCCGAAGCUGCGAGCUCUCACAUCCAGCUUGGUUUGAUGCACUUGAAAAAGUUGUUUGCAGAGUACACCCAUCCUCCUCAACCGCUUACGGACGCUGAAAAAGAUGAUAAACUUUACAACAUGCUACCAUUAUUCUGUAAGGUGUUUGGAGCUAGUCCUUCAACAGAAAUGAAUGAAAAAUUUUGGGAUAUUCUAUCAUUUUGUCAACAAGUAUCAAAGCUAAUGGUCUCAGAAAUAAGAAAAAGAGCCAGCAAUCAAAGUACUGAAGCAGCUAGUUGUGCUAUUGCAAAAUUUCUGGAAAUAGAAAAUUCUGAAGAAUCUAGUAAUGGAUGGAUGCUCUUGUCAACAUUAAAUCUUUUAGCUGCGGGUGAUCAAUCUUUAAUACAGGUGAUGACAACAGCCGCAAUACCCUCAACUUUGGUGAAGUGUCUAUACUUGUUUUUUGAUCUCCCUGAAAUACCAGAAUCAGAGGCAGAUGUACAUGAUGAUGCUAGUGAAUUUACACCAAGAGAAAGAAGAAUAUUAUUGCAAAAGAUAUUUGUUCAGGUGUUAGUGAGAUUGUGUAGCCACCCAUUUCCUUGUGAGGAAUUGGCAAGGAAGGACGACCUGAGUCUACUCUUCUCAGCAAUCACGUCGUGGUGCGCUCCACAUAAUAUGAUGUGGAGGAAAUCUGCUGCUGAGGUCUUGAUGACUUUAUCUCGACAUGGCUUAACACAAUCUGUGGUACAAUAUAUUCAUAAUAAAGGAUGCGUUGGAUUGUGUAUAGAAAACAUGCAAAAAAUACCGGAACUAACACCCCUAGAGGUGGUCGAAAUGUUCGUUGCCGUAUUCUGUUUUCUGAAGGACUCCAGUGACGUCAGUCAGUUAUUGUUAGAUGACUUUCGUUCGUGUCAAGGAUACCUCUUCCUUUCAGAAUUUCUAUUAAAACAUGAGAGACAAGAUGUACCUGAUUAUUUGACGUCAGGGUUGGAAGAGGAACGUGUAAGUGGUACGGAAGCAAAAGCGGCGCUGAGGAAUCUUGUUCUGAUGAUAUCCUCGCUAUGUGCUUGUGGCUUCUCCGAGCUGCGUCCCACCAGAGCCAACACUGAACUAUUUCAGCUUCAAGGCUUUGUUCUGCCACAGCCUUCUACGCCCGGACAGGCUGUGAGGAAUGUUCAGGCCUUUCAGGUACUACAGUCCGUCUUCUUAAAAUCAAAUUCACCGGCUCUCUGUUGUACGAUCCUAGACGCCAUCUCGAGCGUAUACCACGCGGACAACGCCAAUUAUUUCAUACUGGAAAAUCAAAACACACUCAGUCAAUUCUCAGAGAGGAUUCACACGAAAAACGCUGAGAUACAAGAGAAAUUUUUCGAGUUGCUUGAAUUUAUCGUUUUCCAACUGAACUUCGUGCCAUGCAAAGAGUUGAUUUCCUUGUCGCUGUUGUUGAAAGCGAAUAGAUCGAGAAGCUGCAGCAUUCUUUGUAUCAAGACAUUGUUAAAUAUUCUCAAGCACAACGCAAUUUUCAAGGACGUGUACCGAGAGGUCGGUAUGUUAGAAGUGUUCGUAACGUGUCUAACACGUUACGCGGUAUACCUUAAAGAUAAACAAAUACUAGAAGAGGAAUUGGAAGAGAAAAGAGAACAGAAAGAAUCCGAUAGAAGCGCAAGUGAAUCCCCAAAGGCUCCAGAAAGGAAAAAGCGUCAAUCGAGACAGGAUUCCUUGAUCAGAGACCCUAACGUUGACAGUCAGGAAGAGGAGUUAGGGGAAUUGGUAAUGGAGGGUUUAACUGCCCUCUUGAAUGGGAAUGUGAACAAUUGCAACGUGUUUCGGGAUUGUGGUGGCGCUAAAUGUGUGCACGGAAUGGUCGUCUAUGAAACGUGUAGGACGAAAGCUUUAGGUGUGGUAAGAGAGUUGAUAGUGAGUGGUUCGGGAGAAGAAGACAUGUCAAUGUUGUUAAGCGGGAUGCACGCGGCGCCAAACGACGCAUAUAGACUUAAACUGCACAUUCUGAAGGCAUUACUGGUUUGUCUGAGGGACUCUCAUCGGACGAGAACUAUUUUUAGAAAGGUGAGCGGUUUCGUUUACGUGACGAGCGUGUUAGUGUCGUUAGAAGGAAGAUUAAAAGGAGGCACUCUGCUGUCUCGAGAUAUGUUGCAUCUCAUACAUGUGGUGUUUUAUACUAUCACAACAGCAAUGCGCUUCGAACCUGCCAAUGCCAAGUUCUUUCACCACGAGAUCUGUAUGACAACUCUAUAUGAAACGAUAAGACUGCUGGGAUGCUUCACCAAUGAUACUGAGCUUCUGAAUGACACUGAAGCGGGAGACCAAGAGCUGUAUGAAGUCUUUCAUGAGAUCUUUACCAGCAAUAUAUUGGAGACCACAUUUCCUGAGAAAGUCCCGGCGGAGUUCAUUCACGCCAGUAUAGUGUUGAGGUUACUUUACGACGUUGCCCUGGAUUGCUUCGACAAACCAUCGUUUUUUGGAUUACUCAAUGUUAAAUCGCCAAGUUUGACUCGACAGAGCUCGGCUAUUAAUGAGGCCAAACCUGCGGGUAGAUCGGCACCUUUGAACCUGUCGAUAGGUGCACCCUCAAACGAGGCGUGGGUGAUACACCCGGGCGUGGUCAUCGUGUUGACCAAGCUGUUGCCCGCGCUGCCACGCCCAUCGGAGCACGAGGACUAUGCGAGGGCGCUUAGAGAUUACUUGGCGCACGUUUUGAAGAGUCUUGUGAGAAGUGAACGCAACCAGCAAGUGAUGUGCGUGGGAGGCCUGGCCGGCGUCGUGCUUCGGGAGUGCGGCUGGGCCUUGCGCAACGAGAGACAUCCCUUGCACGCGCCCGCCUUGUACGUGCUGGAACGAUUGGCUGCCCACGCCUUGAAGCCUUCGGAUCUCAGGGAUUUCCUACGGAUGGGCAAUCCUUUGAACUGUUUGGCGCCGGAGUCCGGACAAGUCAGUAAGCCCGGGGGACCAGUCCCAUUGACGAGAAUUAAAACUUUGGUUUCUAUGACAACGCCUCGAGAUUAUAGGGCACAAAAUUCGUGUACGUUGCCACCGUUCGUGGAGUUCGACAUGUCUGCGGAGGGCUUCGGUUGCCUCUACCUCCCCAGCAUCGCUCCUCAGGCGGCGAACUUGAACGCCCUCGGCUCCCAGGACUCCUCAACGCUCGGAGGAAUUGGAUCGGGCGACCGAGUGUUCCCUCCCCAAACGGGGCUCACGUAUUCCACGUGGAUCUGCGUGGAAAAGUAUUCCGAGGCCCGUACGGACCCACACUGUGUCCGUUUGCUGACCCUCGUACGCAAUAUUAACAACUCAAGGGACGACCACCUCGUGUGUUUGGCUCUGGUGUUAUCAGCUCGGGAUAAAGCUAUCAUUGUAUCGACGCAGGAGACUUUAGUUCCACACAAUGUUGGCGAAUGGGAGCCCGAGGGUGUAGGCGAAUGUGGCGCCCGUGUGUGGUGUCCAGACUUGCAGCACGAGGGACAGUGGCGCCAUCUAGCUCUUGUCCUCAAUCGGGCCGUACUCAAGAACUCUUCCUUCUCGCUCUAUCUUGACGGGCAACAUAUGCACUCGGGAAAGUUACACUACGUAAGCGCUAACCCGGGCGGUGGAGCUGCAACCUUAUCGGGAGCCUCCAGCGUGUACUGCGUCGUGGGGACUCCGCCCCAUUGGAGGCGCUAUUCCAGGCUUCUUUGGAGACAGGGACCUGCACUUCUGCUGGAGGAUGUAUUGCCCGCACAAACAAUAUCGGUGAUAUACCAGUUGGGGCCGCACUACAUGGGAACAUUGCAAGCGCCAGUUCUUCCUGGCCCGAAUCAGGAACCAUUAGGACCUUUGGUGGCCGAAGAGAAAGUUAUAUUCGGGAUAAACGCUCGGGCGCUUUCCCAACUGACACUCGCGAAGAUUCGCAAAGUGUAUAGCAAGAAUGAUAAUAAGGCGAUUGCCAAGCAAUUGGGAAUGUCGUCCCAUGAAAACGCCACCCCGAUAAGGGUGUUACAUAACUCUGCGGGACACUUGGUGGGUCCCGCCAGGUGCCUGGGAGGGGUCGUUGUGGGGUAUUUGGGUGUGAGAGUGUUUUGUCCUAAACCAGCGGCCAUAAUGAUCGACACGGUGGGCGGAUGUUCAGUGUUGCUAGGUCUCAUAGCAAUGGCUCAGGAUGUGGAAUGCUUGUACGCCGGUGUCAAAGCUUUGGUCUGUGUCGUUCGCUCGAACAAGGCCGCCCAAGCAGAAAUGGACAGACGGAAAGGAUACCAAACAUUGGCAAUGUUAUUGAAGAAGAAGAAGCAGCUUCUCAAUUCACAUAUUCUGCAUCUUAUUUUUGGCUUGGUCGGCACUGUGGACAGCCAGAAGGAAACGUCUUCGAUACCCAACUUGACAGCUUUUCAGGACUUGAUAUGCGAUCUAGACGUAUGGCUGGGCGCGCCCAGCGGCCUAAUUAAGUCCCUCUUGGAGCAUUUACUAGAGUUAGCAACGGAAACAGCUCACAGAACGCACAACUUACGCACAAUGAGAGAGUUGCAACUCGUACCGAAAUUACUGUAUAUCGUCAACGAUGUCAAAGUGGGAAGCACAAAGAAUGUUCUGAUCAAUUUGCUGGCAGCUCUGCUGGGAGGUCAACCGCGACCAAGCGAUCUCUUGUGUCUGGGUCAAUAUAUGGCCUAUACCCUGCCGUUACCCACGCAAACAGAACAGAAUAUACCCAUAACGGACGAUUUUGAGAAGGAAUCUGACGGCGAAGUCAUAAUAUUGAGGAACAAAUGUUUGUGCGUGCUCCAUACUUUGUUGUUCACGAACCGGAAUUUAGUGAACACGAUCGUCUGCGAGGAGAUCUCCAGAGUUCUGGGCAUGGAUUGGCUUUUAAGCUUUAUGCAAGAGAAUGUUCAUCCGGCAACUGUGCUGUGGGCGUUGAGGAUUUUGGUCAUUUUGUGCUCUGGACAGGGACAGCAAAGUGCCAUAAUGCAAAGGUUCCGCGAGGGCUUAAGCACGGGUGGAUGGGUGCGUCACGCGGAAGUGUGCGGGACAGGGCAGGCGGGCGUAGUCUUGCCCGCCGCUGCGCUCGCGCAUCCCAGGUUGCACGCGCCCCUGCUUUAUACAUCUGGAUUCACGCUGCUUGCCUGGCUCUCUCUUUUCCACCUUCAAAUACCAGAGCUAUAUUAUCUUCUAUUCGGUCUCACCCUCGGACAGCCGAUGCGUCAAACUGGCCCAGACAAGACCGUAUCUGUUGAGCGCGUAUGGGCCGCGGCUUGGGGGGCUGCAGCCCCACAAAGACAGUCUUCAGCGGCUUUGGCGGCGAGAAUCACCCUGUGCCCGGAGGCUGUUGUCAUACUCUUGGCGACUGUUAGGUCCCUGGUACAUGGCGAGUCCCUGCCCGAGUGGUUGAAUGACCAUCCUGUUGGUAUUAUACAGGUACUAUUUUCCCUGUACAACACGUUACCAGACUUCGUCACUCUGAUGAUGACAGCCGAGGUGCUCAGCGCUCUCGCCUCUAUUCUCUUUCCACCCAACGCCUCUGACGAGAUCCAUAUGCCCGUGUGUGAGAGCGGAGAUAGCUCUGGUGCGUCGACUCCAGGCUCUGAGAAGGACGUGGUGCUGGUCAGCAGCUCUGCGACCCUCACCCAGCAUCCAGCUCGACAGGCUGUCAUGGACUUCAUCAAAGUCAUCGUGCUAGACUCGCUGCCUCUUAAUGUGACCGCUAAAGCUUCCCCGAGUCUGAUUGCGAACGACUCGGUGCCUCCGUCAAUGUUUUGUACGCCCUGCUCCACACAGAGAUCGUACUUUUAUUGCGUGAUUGAUUUAGUGCUAGACGCAUCACCCGCUAACUCGACAAGUGAGCAACAGAUUGAAUACCAAACAGAGGUACUGACGACCGUCAUGGAGAAUCUUCUCAAUACAGAACUGUUUGGCUCCGAGUCGAAUAUAUCUAAUGUGUGCUACUUGGCGGCGAGACUCGUUGAUAAACUGUGGCAAGGGCAACUGUCUAGAGAUCCUCACGAGGUUUUCGAUUUCCUUGUAAAGUUGGUCACACAAGCUAAGAAAAAGUCUCUAAUGGUGUCGUUGGAGGGACUUCAUCACUGCCUCAACAGGACCAUACUAUUCCUAUUAUCCCGUCCAACGGACUCUAUCGCCGAUCAGAUGUCCGUACUGGAAGCUUUACACAAAUUAACUACUAAUAGGCUGGUGAUAUUCGGCGCAGGCAAUCAUUCUCUGGAGUUCAUGGGGUGUCUGACAUAUUGCCUACUGCAGCUUAGUGCAAGUAUGCGUGUGGCACUAGACGUACAACAUAGGACCACCUGGCAUGUCAAUCCAAGUGGAGAUUUGGAGGCUCAUGAUGACCGUCUUACUGCUCAUCAGGGCCGCAACUUAAUGGCGGGUGCGGCUCGUCGCGUGUGGGAGGAGUUAUACGCGUGUAAGAAGCCGGCCAUCGAGGAAGUCUUCAAGGUGUCUCUGAGUGCUCCACCACCUGGAGCUAAAGCCCCUGACCUUGGGGUAGUGAGGGAGACCCUUCACGAUGCUGCCCAUCGCCUUUGGACGCAUUAUGUGGAUGCUGAAAGGAAGGCCGUGUACCGCGUACCGUGGGAGCUGCACAAUCAGAUUCAAUCGAAGAUACAAAAAGUGACAGGUGGUCUGACACGACUGGCGUCUCGCACGAAGGUGAAACGUGAAGACACGGGGAAGCUGCGACCGAGGUUGUCGAAGCAUCACGCGCUGGCGUACAUGCAAGAUCAUGUUCAAUUAGUGAGACAAUCGUGGUUGUCGUGCGCCCAGUGUGCGGCAAAUACGAGCGCGCACACGACUCGGUACGUGCAAGCGGAAUGGUCGGGAGUAUGGAGGGAACUCACGCGUGAGAGAGCCCUCUGGGGUCCCCCUAGGCCUUCGCCCCUUGACAAGUGGGCGCUGCAUUGUACUGAGGGACCCUGCCGUAUGAGGAAGCAGCUUCGACGGAACUAUUCCUUCUACGCUCAUUAUCCCUUUAGACCGCUCCUGGAGAAGGCUGAAAAUCGUCAGCUAAAAUACAAAGUAGCACAGAGUCGUGACAGCAAGGAGUACUACCGCGUGUACCAGCAGUGGCGCUCUCAUGCCGCGUUGGGAGAAGCCGACAGCGUCGAAGUUGAUGGACAGGCUAUGGAGGAUGAUCUCACCAGUACCAGAGAUACGUCAGUGGAAGUAAAUAACGAAGAAGGCAGUCCAUCUGAUCUCGUGAGCAGCGGAGUCGUUAGUCGAGGGAAUAAUAAUUCAACUGAAGCAAGUGAAGAUGGACCCGAUAAUGAAGACGAAGAUGAACAAGCUCCUCCACCAGAUAAUCAGACGCUGUUACGGCUGCUAGAACAUCAUGAGAAGAUUACACACAUGUUCCGAUGCGCCCGUAUCCAAGGUUUGGAUACGACUGAAGGUCUCCUCCUCUUUGGACGAGAGCACUGCUACGUCAUCGAUGGCUUCACCCUUCUCAAGAAUAGAGAGAUUCGAGACCUGGACAGCUGCCCUGAUGACUACGACCCCAUACUGCCGAGCCAAGCCAUACAGAGGAGCAAUCAGCGGCAAUGCUCCAAGUUCCUAUAUGAAGAUAUACGAGAGGUGCACAAACGAAGAUACCUCCUGCAGCCCAUUGCUUUAGAAGUAUUUUCUAGUGAUGGUCGCAAUUAUCUGUUGGCUUUUCCCCGAAAAGUAAGGAAUAAGGUGUACAGCCGCUUUACAGCUGUAGCGACAGGUAUGGCGGAUAGCGCAGCAGGUUCCGUGGCAGGUCAAAAGAGGGGCGUGGCAGUAGAGCAACCAGGUGGUCUUCUAGCUUCCCUUAUUGGAGACACUUCUGUGACGCAGCGAUGGCUGCGCGGCGAAAUAACUAACUUCCAGUACUUGAUGCAUUUAAAUACUUUGGCUGGACGGUCAUACAAUGACCUAAUGCAGUACCCCGUGUUCCCCUGGAUUCUGGCGGAUUAUGACUCCUUGGAACUGGACCUCAAUGACCCGGCCACCUUCAGGGAUUUGAGCAAACCAAUGGGCGCUCAGAGUUCUGACAGAUUGGAUCAAUUCAGGAAACGAUAUAAGGAAUGGGAUGACCCUCACGGAGAGACCCCGCCCUACCACUACGGCACUCACUACUCGUCCGCCAUGAUCGUGUGUUCGUACCUUGUACGGAUGGAGCCCUUCACGCAGCAUUUCCUGAGACUGCAAGGAGGGCAUUUUGACCUGGCAGACAGAAUGUUUCAUUCUAUAAAAGAAGCAUGGAAUUCUGCAUCGAGACACAAUAUGGCUGACGUGAAAGAAUUGAUUCCGGAGUUUUUCUAUUUACCUGAAUUCUUGGAUAACUCAAAUAACUUUGACUUAGGAUUCAAGCAGUCGGGCGUAGCUCUAGGCGACGUAGUACUACCUCCUUGGGCAAAGGGCGACCCGCGAGAAUUCAUCAGAGUCCACCGAGCGGCACUAGAGUCUGACUUUGUGUCUCACCGCCUGCAUCAUUGGAUCGACCUGGUCUUCGGCUACAAGCAGCAGGGUCAGCCGGCUGUGGAUGCCUGCAAUGUGUUCCAUCAUCUCUUCUACGAGGGCAACGUCGAUAUUUACAAUAUCGAUGAUCCGCUCAAGAAAACGGCAACGAUAGGCUUCAUCAACAACUUUGGCCAAAUACCAAAGCAGCUAUUCAAGAAGGCCCACCCCAGUAAGAAGAUGUCCCAGCGGACCUCUACAAUAUUGGACCCUAACAACAUCAUUCCCUCACAAGGCGUCAUCACGCCUCCUGACAAAUUGUUUUUCCACAAUUUGGAGAAUUUGAGGCCUUCAUUGCAGCCAGUUAAAGAGGUAAAAGGCCCAGUAGGUCAGAUCCUAUACACGGAAAAGGCCAUCUUGGCCGUUGAGCAGAACAAAGUACUGAUGCCGCCCACUUACAACAAGUACGUGGCUUGGGGUUUUGCGGAUCAUUCGCUUCGAGUGGGCCACUACGACAGUGAUAGGGCCGUGUUCGUCUGCGAAAGCGUGGCGCAGGCUGCAGGAGAGAUCGUCACGUGUGUGUGUCUGUCCGAUAAAACCCUCGUGACGGCUGGAACGAGCACGGUGGUAACGAUAUGGCAAUACUGGGCAAGGAGACGCCGCCUAACAGUUAAGACGUGUUUAUACGGACACGAGGAAGCUGUAACCUGUCUCGCUGCCAGUUCCGCAUACAAUCUGGUCGUGAGCGGCAGUAGGGACGGCCUGGUCAUUGUAUGGGAUGCGGAAGGAGGCACCUUUGUGAGGCAAUUGUUGCCGCCGCACUUUGCCAAUAUGACGCAGCCUUUACCACCCGUGUCUGCGCUUGCUAUUGAUGACCUGACUGGCGACAUAGCAACAUGUGCAGGCAGUUGGGUCCAAGCGUGGUCCAUCAAUGGCGAGCCCUUGGGUGGGGCAGCUGCAGGUGGAGGGGGUUCAGGCGGAGCUGACCGUGCCCCUCAGUUGCUAUGUGUAGCCUUUAGCCAAGCUCGCGAGUGGGACCCCCUCAAUGUCAUACUGACGGGCUCUUCAGAUGGUGUUGUCAGGAUGUGGUCAAUCGAAUAUGUACCCAAAGGGGACGAUGAAAGUACACCGGAAGCCGGAAGUGUGGAAGCUUCGGGUUCCAUAGACAAUACCACUGAACGACCCAUCAAGAUCGAAAAAUUAAGAACUGAAAGUGAAAGAUCAGAGAGCGAGAUGAAGAGUGAAGAAAUUGAGACGAGUGAACGAGACGCGGCUAUCAAACGGGUCGAGGCGUUGGUUAAGCAGAUGAGUUUGUCACAGGAACAGGAAGGUAACCUUGUGAAAUCUGGUUCAGAGAGUUCUCUAUCAGACAUCGGUGAAACGACCAGCGCCAAGGAAUCGUCUCGUCGCCAUGACGACAAAGACACGUGUAGCGAUAACGAUAAGAACGACUCCUGUGACGACGCCAAGUACGAAAUCGAUUCGGACGAUAAGGAUUACGAUAACGAGAAGGGAUUGGAUCACACAAAUAGGAGUAAGCUGCAGAAACAGGAACACGUCGUUUUAAGACAUAAGGCAAAGGGGAACCCAAUCUUUAGAAAAAGUGGAGGCAGCAUAGGCGGGUCAACCGAGUCCGCUGCGGAGGGAGAGCUUCGCAACAGCAAAUCCGACACCAGCCUCACGGACUCCUUUGUCGUGCUCGAGCAUAGGGACGUCACACACGACACUACACCGGCACCAGCAGCAGCAGCUCCCGCCGUAUCCGCCGAGAUGCGCUGGCGCAGACGUCUGGUGGUGCGAGGCAAGCUGACCAUGCACACGGCUUUCGAGCGCCAAGACAACACUUCCCCUGCUGCGGUCACUGCUCUCGCUGCGGCUCGGACUGGCCGAGGAGUGGCCGUUGGAGACGCACGCGGACGGAUAUUCCGUUGGUGCGCUCCGGACAUGUCCAGCGCGUCCGGGGCGAAGGGCGGGCCCGCGGACCACUGGAUCCGCGACGACACGGCCCCGCAGUGCGCGCAGUGCUCCGUGCGUUUCACGGCGCUGGAGCGGAGGCACCACUGCCGGGCGUGCGGGGCCGUCUUCUGCGGACGCUGUUCCAAGUACGAGGCCCCCGUGCGUCGUCUGAGGGCGCUUCGCCCCGUCCGCGUCUGCCAGCGCUGCCAUCACCAAUUGCAGAACGACAAGGAUUAGGUAUAGCUUAAUAUACUUAAAGAUAUUAUACAUAAACGCGAUUUUUUUAUUUGUAUCCGUUAGACGAUUAAGGGGCUAAGUGUAUUUCUUCUAGUUUUGCUUGGCGAAGUUAUUAUGUUUGAGGAAUUAGCGCGUUAAUCAAUUUAAAAACCGCGUUCGUGUACGCAAAAUGUAUUAGUAAAAUUUUGAUAAUUUAUUUAUAUAUGUGCUGUCAUAAAUAUGCGCUUUACCCUUAGAAAUAAAAAAUUAAAUUACCAUAGGUAUUAUAAAUGUUGGGUAAACACUUUAAUUGUACACUUCGAGAACUCGAGAAACCCUGACUAAAACCACAACACAAACCUAAUCAAUCGUAUAUUGAAAUGUUGUGGAAAAUACAGAUACCGGCAAACAUCUUCAAGACGUAAUUUUUAGGUGUCACUGGGGGGGUAGCGGGCGGUGGUG
Molecule: messenger RNA, 11370 nt
Organism: Pieris napi
Lineage: Eukaryota; Metazoa; Arthropoda; Insecta; Lepidoptera; Pieridae
Gene: bchs
Product: WD repeat and FYVE domain-containing protein 3
Exons: 54
Coding region: 292-10929 (3545 amino acids)
Molecular function (GO): protein binding; metal ion binding
Source: RefSeq, a predicted model, not a curated record